CCCGUGGCCAACACAGCCUGCGUGUUUCCCCAUCAUCCUUCAAGCGGUGCCGGGCUGGGAGAUAUGAGCAGGUCACGGUCCAUGGCCUGUAGAUCCUGCCAUCAAGCAGGUGCAGUCUGGCCAGGUGUCCAGGUGGGCCCCCCCAGGUUGCCCCAAAUCCUCGCCCCUCCCUACCCACACACCUUAUCUGCACCCCUGCCUGCUCCCAGAACCUGCACUGGCCACCACCUGUCAUGCUGCCUCUCCUCAGCCUAGUGGCCCUCCUGGUCCCUGGGAAACCGGCCCCCCUAUGUCUCUCAAGGCAGCUCAGUGCCAGCGGGGACUAUAUGCUUGGGGGACUCUUCCCCCUGUGCUCCGCUGCUGACUCGUGUCCAGGUGACAGGACCCAGCCCCACGAUGUCCCAUGCCCCAGGGUCUCUGCCCUGGGCCUGCUCUGGGCGCUGGCGGUGAUGAUGGCCGUGGAGGAGAUCAACAACAGCUCUACGCUGCUCCCGGGCCUGCGUCUCGGUCAUGACCUCCUGGACACCGGCUCAGAGCCCGCGGCAGCCAUGCAGCCCAGCCUUCGGCUCAUGGCCCGGGCAGGCAGCUCCAGCGUGGCCGCUCACUGCGACUAUGCACACUACCGGCCCCGCGUGCUGGCCGUCAUCGGGCCCCACUCGUCAGAGCUCGCCCUGGUCACCGGCAAGCUCUUUGGCUUCUUCCUCGUGCCGCAGGUCAGCUACGGCGCCAGCACCGACCGGCUGAGCCAGCGCGAGAACUUCCCGUCCUUCUUCCGCACGGUGCCCAGAGACCGCGUACAGGCCAGGGCGAUGGUGGCCCUGCUUCACGCGCUGCGCUGGAACUGGGUGGCCGCCUUGGGCAGCGAUGACGAGUAUGGCCGGCAGGGCCUGAGCCGCUUCUCCAGCCUGGCCAGCGCGCAGGGCAUCUGCGUGGCCCACGAGGGGCUGGUGCCGCUGCCCCGGCCGCCGGGGACCCCGCGGCUGGGUGCCCUGCAGGACCUGCUGCGCCGGGUGAACCAGAGCCGCGUGCAGGUGGUGGUAGUGUUCGCCUCGGCCCCGGCUGCCCAGGUCCUCUUCACCCACAGCACGCGCAGCGGGCUCUCCCCCAAGGUGUGGGUGGCCAGCGAGGCCUGGCUCACCUCCGAGCAGGUCAUGAAGCUGCCCGGCAUGGCGCAGGCGGGCACCGUGCUGGGCUUCCUGCAGCGGGGGGCGCCCCUGCCAGACUUCCCUGCCUAUGUGCGGGGCCGCCUGGCUCUGGCCGCGGACCCUGCCUUCUGCUCCUCGCUGGCCAACGAGCAGCCAGGAGAGGUCAACAUGACGGGGCCGCGCUGCCUGCAAUGUGACCGAAUCUCUCCAGACAGCGUGUCCGUGGGGCUGCCCCAUCACCAGACCUUCGCUGCCUAUGCCGCCGUGUACGGCGUGGCCCAGGCACUCCAUGAUGCUCUGGCCUGUGACCCUGCAGCCGGCUGCCUCCAGGGGCCCCUGAAGCCUGGGCAGCUCCUGCAGAAAAUGUACAAUACCAGCUUCCACGUGCGCGGGCUGGAGCUGCGGUUCGACGCAUCGGGGAACGUGGCCUUGGACCACGACCUGAAGCUCUGGGUUUGGGGGGCCCUGGGACCCAAGCUGCACACCGUGGGCCGAUUCGACGGCCACCUGAGGCUGCAACGCCACCAGAUGCGCUGGCACACGCCAGGGAACCAGGAGCCCGUAUCCCAGUGCUCGCCGCAGUGUGAGGAGGGCCAGGUGCGCCGUGUGAAAGGUUUCCACUCCUGCUGCUACGACUGCACAGACUGCACGCCUGGCAGCUACCAGCACAGCCCCGGUGACACUCUCUGCAGCCGGUGUGGUCCUGCCCAGUGGUCGCCGGCCCGGAGCUCCCGUUGCUUCUCCCGCACCCCCAGGUUCCUGGCCUGGGGGGACCCUGUGGUGCUAAUGCUGCUCCUAGCACUUGGCCUGGUGCUCAGCCUGGCGCUGGGUGCCCUGGGGCUCUUCCUGCAGCACCGGCACAGCCCCCUGGUGCGGGCCUCCGGCGGGUCUCGUGCCAGCUUCAGCCUGGCCUGCCUGGGCCUCGGUUGCCUCAGUGUCCUGCUGCUCCCCGGCCGGCCCAGCCCCGCCCGCUGCCUGACCCAGCCGCUGCUGCUGCUGCUCCCCUUCACGGGCAGCCUGAGCAUGCUCUUCCUGCAAUGCGCCCAAGUCUUCGCGGGGUCGGCGCUGCCUCCGGGCUGGGCAGGGCGGCUGCAAGACUGUCUGCGGGGCCCCAGGGCCUGGCUGGCAGUUCUGUUGGCGGUGCUGGUGCAGGCAGCUCUGUGCGGCUGGUCUCUGGCAGCCUUCCCAAUGUGGGUUGAGGCCGAUUGGCAGAUACUGCCCACAGAGGUGUUGCUGCGGUGUGGGCCACGCUCCUGGGUGAGCAUCGGCCUGACGCACGUGCCCAGUACCACCCUGGCCUUCCUCUGCUUCCUGGGCACCUUCCUAGCCAGGAGCCCAGCUGGCCGCUACAACCAGGCGCACGGCCUCACCUUCGCCGCUCUUGCCUACCUGCUGACCUGGACAUCCUUCAUCCCACUCUCGGCCAGCGUGCACGUGGCCUACCAGCCGGCUGUGCUGAUGGGCGCCACCCUCCUCUCGGCCCUGGGCAUCCUGGCCACCUUCUACCUGCCCAAGUGCUACCUGCUGCAGUGGCGACCACACUGCAACACGCCCCAGUUCUUCCUGGGCGAGGGGCUAGAUGAGGGCGGUCGAGACUCACAGCUCAGCACCCGUGGCACCCGCUGACUGUGGGCCCACAUUCAG
Molecule: messenger RNA, 2789 nt
Organism: Suncus etruscus (white-toothed pygmy shrew)
Lineage: Eukaryota; Metazoa; Chordata; Mammalia; Eulipotyphla; Soricidae
Gene: TAS1R3
Product: taste 1 receptor member 3
Exons: 6
Coding region: 234-2771 (845 amino acids)
Biological process (GO): sensory perception of umami taste; sensory perception of sweet taste; G protein-coupled receptor signaling pathway
Cellular component (GO): membrane
Molecular function (GO): sweet taste receptor activity; G protein-coupled receptor activity
Source: RefSeq, a predicted model, not a curated record